AAAAAACACUUGGGAUUUCUAUGGUUAUACGAAGAUUCUAACAAGAUGGACUCCAUCAUUCUCUGUUCACUGCGAUUCCCCCUCGGCUCCUGUUUGGGUAGCCUUCGAUGGCUUGCCAGUUCAUCUGCAGGACGUUAGAGCGCUUUUCCCAAUAGCUAGUCUACUGGGGAGACGUCUAAUUAUUGAUUCUCCAAUUGCUAACUUUUCAAGACCCUCUACUGCUAGAAUAUGUAUUGAAAUGGAUGUCUCUAGAUCUCUUCACUCUAAAAUCUGGAUCGGUAAUGGAGAAAGAGGUUUUUUCCAACCUGUGUUGUAUGAAAAGCUUCCAGUUUACUGCACAUUUUGCUCUCGAUUUGGCCACAACAAAUCAGCUUGUUUACGACAUGAAAAAACUACAGAUUCUGAACCGAUGAUGCCUAAAAAGCUGAGGUUACUGCCCCGAUUGCCCCUGUACCUCCUAAUUUGUCUGUUGUUGGUCAUGCUGAGGUUUGUGCAGCAACUCUUGAUGCCCCCAUUACUGUCCGAUUCUAUUGUUGAUGUGAAUGCCCGGGUUAUUGCAGCUUGUGCUACUCUUGAUUAUGUAGAGAGAGGCCUCUCUUGUAAUAGAAUAUUAUUAGGAAGAUUUGUUUCCUAGAAUAUUAUUAGGAAGAUUUACUUCCUAGAAUAUUAUUAGGAAGAUUUGUUUCCUAUUCUGUAUUAAACUCUGUUACUAUAAAUAAACAUCCAGGGCUCCUAUUGGAGCACCUUUCCCCGUUAUUUCACAUGGUAUCACGAGCCUAAGAAGAAGAAAAAAACCCUAU
Molecule: messenger RNA, 800 nt
Organism: Cuscuta europaea
Lineage: Eukaryota; Viridiplantae; Streptophyta; Magnoliopsida; Solanales; Convolvulaceae
Source: the annotation of a GenBank genome assembly